Molecule: messenger RNA, 1878 nt
Organism: Diaporthe citri
Lineage: Eukaryota; Fungi; Ascomycota; Sordariomycetes; Diaporthales; Diaporthaceae
Exons: 3
Coding region: 1-1878 (625 amino acids)
Molecular function (GO): protein binding
Source: RefSeq, a predicted model, not a curated record
AUGACGUUCAUAUUUGGUUUCUCACUGGCUAGAACAGGAUGCGGUAAAACGUAUCUCCUAAGCAGAAUAGUGGAAUCCACCCAGUCAAAUGGUCUCCGGAUCUAUUUCUACUUUGAUGCCAAAGCCCGUGGGGAUCAGCGAUGGGCCAUAACACUCGUUCGGACUCUUGUAUACCAGUUGCUGAAGCAACAAUCACAACUGGUACAACAUGUUGAAGACUUUUACUUCAACAACGGAUCCCAGACUAUCGACAGUUUCGAACAUUUCGAACCUUUAUUCGAGGUUUUUAAGACCAUGACCUCCAAAGUUGGCCCUUUAUUUAAGCUUCUCGUUUCCAGCAGGGACGAUGAUGUGGAAGUACAGCGACUUUUUGGUAACGCCAAUCUUUUGUCAAUAACUGGCGAGGACACCAGCGACGACAUUCAAAGAUAUUUGGAGCAUCGCCUUGCCACUAUACACGCGGUUCAUCUGAGAAAUGAGCCAUUCAAGACCGAGAUUCGAGACUCGUUGACAAGCGCUGCAGAUGGCAUGAUCCUAUGGGCCUCCCUUGUGUUCGACGAUCUUGAAAACCAAGAUUCUCUAGCAGCUACACGGAAAGCACUUCAGAAACUCCCGAGAAAGCUGGAGACAAUAUACACAGAAGCUGUAGAAAAGCUGGGUAAGGCCCAUGCUAACACGAUACGGUUUGCUUCUUUCGCGCUGGGCUGGCUCGUUGAUGGGUUCCGAAUGAUGACGCUCCAGGAGCUAGAGGAAGCUUGUCAAGUACGAAUCCAGAGCCGCGAGCUAGACCGCAACUCGAAGCCGUUUGACAUUGAACUAGCGUUGAAACGGUCGUGUGGUCCAUUUGUGCGCAUAUACGCCAACAACAAUGUCUCCUUGAGCCACUUUUCAGCCAAAGAAUUUCUGGCGACUUACCGCAAGGAAUCUGAACGAGCACUUCUGGCUCCUCAAAGAAUCGUCCAUCGCAGCAUUGGGCUAACCUGUGCCGCUUAUCUUAAUCUUAAACCUUUCCAGUCCGGCAGAAUCGCGUUCGACGACAGCGAGCAACACAUGUACCCGCUACUUGGAUACGCCACUCAAUAUUGGCACUUGCAUAUCACAAAAUCCGAUAUCUCAGCCAGUGGCCAUGUGGAAAUGUUGAACAGCUUCUUACGGAGCGAGAACUUCAGAACCUGGAUCAUACAGUAUCAUCGUCACAUUUCUGGACCUAUCGACUAUACCUACUCUAUAGGUCAGCUCAAAGCGAUCAUAUCUGAAGUUCAAACCUGGCUGCACCACUUAGCUGCGAAGUUUUCAAUGCAUAACCAACCUGAGGGUGAUGACCAGGUCAUCGCUGCCUUCGAGCAUUACAAGGACGAUACAGUACGACUCUUCGGUCUCCACAAUAAAGAGGCUAUAAAUGCGACAAUGUCGUUAGCUCGCCUCUAUGCUGAUCAUAUGAACUACGAAGAAGCAUGCCACCUCUAUCAAGAAGGCCUCGAGUGCAUGGAAUAUGUGUAUGGUUCAGACAAUAAACAAACGCUAUUCGCCAGUGUUCAGUAUGCUCGGUACCUGAGGGACUCUGGGAAUAUGUCAGAGGCCACCCAAUUGUUUCAUAGUAUUUACGACCGCCUGGAGUCGUUUUUGGGACAGGAUCAUCCUUUCACGAUUCUUACCAUUGGGGGCAUCGCCUAUCAUAACACCAUCGCUGGGAAUCAGGAUAUGGCGUAUCGGAUGUAUUCCGAGUGCAUCAGGAUGAGCGAGGAGGAAUUUGGAGAGUUACAUCCCAACACGCUAGGCCCAUUAAGCAGCCUGGGAUGGCACCUCACCUGCUACGGUCCCUGGAACGAAGCGGAGAAGUACUUGCACAUGUCGCUGGAACGGACAAUAAGAGCAUAG